This is a messenger RNA of Talaromyces rugulosus, 744 nucleotides long. RefSeq lists its product as uncharacterized. The transcript is spliced from 2 exons. The record is from RefSeq and is a predicted model, not a curated record. The coding region runs from base 1 to 744 and encodes 247 amino acids. Lineage: Eukaryota; Fungi; Ascomycota; Eurotiomycetes; Eurotiales; Trichocomaceae. Gene Ontology annotation, cellular component: cytoplasmic exosome (RNase complex); nuclear exosome (RNase complex); nucleolus. Gene Ontology annotation, biological process: nuclear mRNA surveillance; U4 snRNA 3'-end processing; rRNA catabolic process.
AUGGCCGAUCCCAAUGCAAGCCUGUCGCCUCUGAGCCGGUCAGACGGCUCUGCUACUUACAACUGCCCAGCCACCGGGGUCCAGAUUCUAGGCUCCGUCACCGGCCCCGUCGAACUGCCCGGUCGCCGCGAUGCGCAGAGACCAGAAGACGCGACACUGGAGGUUCUGGUGAAACCCGGCACUGCGCAGAGCGCUGUUGGAGAACGACAUGCCGAGGGCAUUCUGAGGACCCUGCUAAGCAGGGUUGUGCUUGGGAGAGAAAAAGGAUUUCCGAGACGAGGCGUCGUGAUCACCUUGGUGAUACUGGGGGGAUCUGGGGGUGCGAAAGUUGGCAGGGGAGAAUCGUACAUCCCUGUCCUACCAGCACUACUUCAUACCGCCCUCCUAUCCCUUCUUUCUGCCGCUGUUCCCAUGUCCAUGACUUUUACUUCGGUUGCGCUCGCAGUGACAAACGCAAACGAAAUCAUCGGCAGUCCGUCUUCCAACGACUGCAAAACCGCCAAGUCGCUACAUGCCCUUUCGUUUUCCUCCAAGGGUCACCUUCUAUUGAACGAAAGUCAAGGCAACUUCGACUUUGAUACGUGGGAGCUAGUGUAUGAGCGGGCCUACUCAAUCUGUAGCGGAGCCAAGGGUGAAGACGGCGAUGUCUCAAUGGACGGGAAACAAAAUUUGGAGAGCGUCAUCAGGGAAGUUGUCGAGGACAAGAUCCACAAUGAGUACUCGUGGGCGAUUGAUGCUGUCUGA